Molecule: messenger RNA, 603 nt
Organism: Eruca vesicaria subsp. sativa (arugula)
Lineage: Eukaryota; Viridiplantae; Streptophyta; Magnoliopsida; Brassicales; Brassicaceae
Source: the annotation of a GenBank genome assembly
AUGAAGAGAGUGAAUCCUUGGCAAGUUGAAAUCGUUUCGAAUUCAAGUCAGCUUUAUGCUACUCUCCCUUCAGCGAAGAGGGUGAAGUCUGAUCCCUAUAGCGGGAGAGGGUUAUUGAAUGGAGAAGGAGAAAUGCUCUAUUCUGGAAGAAGACAACAAGCUGUGGAUCCAACUAGUCCCUAUUUUUUCUCGUAUACUACAUUUCCUGCGGGCAUGCAGGGAGCCAGGCAUUAUGAAUUUGGGUCUUUUAACUCAACCCAAUUCAUCAGAGAAAACUCUCCACAGUUAUGCACUAAUAACUUCUUUAGUCCACUACCUGGGCUGAGAAAAGUCGAGACUGAGAUGAUGAAAUAUGGCAGCCCUCCAUCAGAUGACUUGUCGCCUAAUAGCAAUACCACUAAUGUAUCCUCUGGAAAUGAACCAGUUGGGAACCGAGGCCACACUUUAAGAGCUAUUCAGCUGUUUGGCAAGAUUAUUGUGCAGGAGGUUUCUGAGAGCGGUCUUGCUGAGGGCUUGUAUGAGGAGGAUGGAAGCAAAGAGUCCAGUGACAAUGAAGCUGUGAAGGAGACACAAUUGACCUUGACAUAUGCUCAAGGCAUGUGA